AUGGAGGUCAAUAAAACUAAAACUACUCCAGGAGGGUACCACCUCGCUUCGAGUGUGGAGAAUCCCUCACGGGACUGUCCCGACGGGACAGUACCGUCAGCCCCAUCGUAUUCUGGAGGGGGCACUGGCCGCCACAUGGGUGAUGCAUCAGGCCCUAAUGCUACUGAGCAACUGACCACUGGCAAACGACUAACGGAGACCGAUAAGCUUAGCGAAACGGAACGUGGGGUGGAGGCGCGCACCCAAACGGGGCGCGUUGAAACCAGAAGGAGGAAGACUGGACCCAGUGGGCUGUCCACGGCAACGUCCGUAGAUAGUCUCAUGACGGUCCAGUCAUAUGAGGAGGAUAGACUGUGGGCCAAGCGAAAGCGGUCCUCUGGAGCGAGCUGCUCAGGCUCCUCCACGGAAGAAGGCCGAACGCGGCAGGCCAAGAAAGCCUCGAAAAGGGGCAAAGGGCGAGGGGCUGCAGCAGCGGGGUUCUGUGCAGGUACAGCCUCUGCAAGAAAGACCUUAGCGGACAUGACAGCCGCUAGGAAGGCCUUGUCGCGCGUACGGAGGGAAUCGGAGCUCGAGGCUAGCGAGGAAACGCAGGUCACCCGAGCCUCUCGAGCCGGUACCUCCCGCGCUGGAGAAACUGGGGACGGACGUCUUGCCGACGAUUCUACCGCGGCCCUCCAACGCCGUAUAGAGGAGAGCCUGGAUGCCAUCGAGCAGGUGCGUGCAAAAUCGACAAACCUAAGGGUGGCAUUCAAACGUUCCCUCAAGGAAGCCUCGGACACCAUUCAAAAAGCGGCGGUGCUUCUUGCACAACGUACUGCAUCAGAGGAGACGCGGCAGCUGCAAGCUGCGAACACCCAGUUACAGGCGGAAAUCGCGGGCCUCCGAAAAGAGAUGGGAGAGCUUAGGGCUAUCAUAGGGACCGCACAGCCCAUGCAAACGCGAGUGGACUCUGAUCUGACCGCGGAGAUUUUGCGGCAGGUUGGGGGAAUGGUGGACGCCCGGUUAGAAGCGUUGGAGUUGCCUCCAAAAAGGUGUGUGAGGCCCCCAUUGGCGGGGGAUGGCAGGGUUGAGGGAAUGGCGGUUGGGCAAGCCCCAACCGAGGACUUUCCUCCUCUUCCGCCGCCAAAGCCCCCUAAUGGGGCACCAGCGAAAGGUGCUGCUCCAGCAAAGGCGAGAAAACCGGAACAGCCUGCUGCGCAGCCUGCAAAACCGGGUCCAGCUGCAAAACCGGGUCCAGCUGCAAAAGCCAAGGGGAAGGGCAAGGGGAAGGCUGCACGGCAGCCGGAAAAGACCAAGCCAGCUGACAAGGCUGUGCCCACCACUUCUUCUGCUCCCCAGUUGCAGCAACGGCUGGAGCAGGAAUGGACGGUCGUCGGAAAGAAGGGCAAGGCGAAAAAGAAAAAGGGGCCGGCGCGAGUGCGCUCGAGGGCGCAGAGGUUGCGCAAUCCUUCGUCCUCGGCUGUCGUUAUUGCUCUGCAGCCAGGCGCAGUGGAGCGAGGCGUCACCUAUGCCUCUAUAAUGGCUGGAUCACGCCAAAAGAUCGAUCUGGCGGAAAUCGGUGUAGGUGCGCUGCGGUUCAAGCGUGCCGCGACUGGGGCAAGGAUCUUAGAAGUCCCUGGUGCCGCAAGCUCGAAGGAGGCAGAUGCUCUCGCUGCAAAGCUGCGGGAGAUUUGGGACGAAGGCACCGUCAAGGUUUCCAGGCCGGUGAAAUGCGCUGAAGUGCACAUCAUCGGCUUGGACGACUCGGCGGCUGUUGAAGAUGUCGUGGCUGCGAUUUCUCGGGCAGGAGAAUGCCCUACAGAACACGUUAAGUGUAGUGGCAUGCGCGUGGGCUCUCGCGGCUCGACUUCAGCCUGGGUGAGCUGCCCGAUAGCCGCGGCAAAGAAGGUGGCACAGGUAGGCCGUAUCCAAGUAGGGUGGAUCUCUGCAAGUGUCACGCUUGGCAAGGUGAAGCCACAGCGUUGCUUCCGCUGCCUAGAGGUGGGGCACGUAAGAGCCGAGUGCAAUUCGCUCGUAGAUAGGAGCAACGUCUGUUUCCGAUGUGGAGAAACAGGCCACAAGGCCGGGGAAUGUUCUGCCUCCGCCGCUCGCUGCGUUCUAUGCUCCGAGGCCAAGCUACCGGCAGGCCAUCGGCUCGGGGGCCCAGCUUGCAAGGCUCCCAAGCGGAAAAGAGGAAAUCGGGGACGCGAUGGUCCAGGUACCGCACCGUGUCCUUGUCCCGCGCCCGUCGAGGCGAAUGUGACGGUUAGCGAAAUGGAAACGCAGUAA
Messenger RNA from Colias croceus (clouded yellow), 2268 nucleotides. RefSeq lists its product as uncharacterized. The coding region runs from base 1 to 2268 and encodes 755 amino acids. The transcript has a single exon. The record is from RefSeq and is a predicted model, not a curated record. Gene Ontology annotation, molecular function: nucleic acid binding; zinc ion binding. Lineage: Eukaryota; Metazoa; Arthropoda; Insecta; Lepidoptera; Pieridae.